Molecule: messenger RNA, 1251 nt
Organism: Cryptotermes secundus
Lineage: Eukaryota; Metazoa; Arthropoda; Insecta; Blattodea; Kalotermitidae
Product: endonuclease V
Exons: 5
Coding region: 101-787 (228 amino acids)
Biological process (GO): DNA repair
Cellular component (GO): nucleolus; cytoplasm
Molecular function (GO): single-stranded RNA binding; RNA endonuclease activity producing 5'-phosphomonoesters, hydrolytic mechanism
Source: RefSeq, a predicted model, not a curated record
GUAUAUAAGAUCGAAUGAGAUUGGUCGGUGAUUAGCUGUUUCUAUGUAUGGGACGUAUGGAAUGUAAAUAAGUUAUUUGUAUUCAUUUAUUAUCCAGUUCAUGGAAGUAAUUGAAAUGGAGAGCGGUGGUAACGUAGAUGAAGACUCAGUCAUUGACGCAAAUUGGAUAGUUGAGGAAGAGAAGUUUAAAUCCAAAAUCAUAUGCCACGACAUGUAUGAUUGGCAACAUAAGCGAUGCAUAUCCAGAGUGGGUGGUAUGGAUUUGUCGUUCAUCAAGGGAAAUGAGAAAGUUGCAUGUGCAGCGCUUGUCAUAUGUGAACUACCAGAUUUUGAGGUUGUGUAUGAAGAUAUAAAAAUGGUGUCAUUAACCAUACCAUAUAUACCAGGUUUCCUUGGUUAUCGAGAGGCACCAGCCCUGGUUGAAGCAUUCUCAAGACUGUGUGACACUAAUCCAAGUCUGGUACCGGAAUGUAUCCUGGUAGAUGGCAAUGGGGUUUUACAUCCCCGUGGUUAUGGUCUUGCUUCACAUGUUGGAGUGCUGUGUGAUGUGCCUGCAGUAGGUGUUGCAAAAAACCUGUACCAGAUGGAUGGAAUUUUGCGUGAUGACCAGAAGCAAAAGAUUUCUCAUUUACGUGAACCUGGUGAUCAUUUUGCACUGAAGACAAAUUCUGGAAACACUCUAGGACUGAAUUUCCAUAGGAGGAAGGUAUAUUAUACAUGUCAUUCUGUGGAGAUAUCCAGAUUCACCUUUACCCAGGAAGCCGCGUGUGGUAAAGUUGCACAAUAAGUGACAUGAAACUGGUUCAUUUGCCGAAAGGAAGCAGAAUCAGGCAAAACAUGUGCUGACUUCAAAACAGGACUAAAAAUGAGCCCAAAAUAGUACUUCAGCAAUUGUCUCAGGAACCUGGUGUUUCAAGCCUCCAUCCUCUGAGCUACGAAAAUCCUGAAGUUCUGUCCUUGCAGAAUAUUGUUGAUGCACCAUCUUGUGUGAUUUUUAUCUAUGGGGAAAUGUGAAACAGAAAGUUUACAGAGAUAACACUACACAUUGAAGUCUGGAACAUUAGAUGGUGCAGUCAUGACCGAUUUUUUCAUUGGUAAGAGACCAGAAGCUGGCCGGAGUCAUGUUGUGCAAACAGGAAGUAAUAAGGCUGCAAAUGGAGGAAUGAACUUCUCUGUAGUGUACACUCAAGUGCCAAAAGUCAUGAGAUAGCAGUAUGUAAAUUUAUUUUUAAUUGGCGCCACCAUCCCUUG